AUGUUUGGUUUGAUCGGACGCAUCAUCCCCACCCUUUCGGGCGCCGCCAGCUACUGGCCGGCCGGCCUGACCUCUAUCAUUCCCAACCCCCUCGGCAUGCUUGGAAGACAGCCGGCUGCCACCAACGACGAUGUCCCACGCCCAAAGCCAGAGGCGGGCAACACCACCGGCUCCGCCAACGCCGCCCCGUUCGCCAAUGCCACCCGCUACGCUAGGGAGAGCGGGCCGACCGUCGCAAGCCUUGGCAGACGGGCAACGGGCUUGGCUUCAAGGCCCAUCGUGAAUGUCAUGAACCGCAUGGGUGACGACGAGUGGAACGCCAGGACGGACGCCAAGUUACUGGCUCAAGAGGGCCCGUCAAUGGCCCGCAUGUUGAGCAAGCGAACCCCGAUCGUCACGCCGCAGCCCGUUCAAGAACCAGCUGUCAUUCGGUCCCUGCCCGUGGCUAAGCAGCCCGACACGCCGGCCCAGCCAGCGGAGGAGCAUACCGAUCUCAAGCGCUGGAAGGAAGACGAGGAAAAGAACCUUCUGAAGGAAGAGCUGAAGCGAGCGGCGGAAGAGAUAAAGCGGAUUGCUGAGAACCACAAGGCCGUCGUGAAGCGAAUCUCCGAGCUCGAGCAGCAAGAGAAGCAGCGUUCUGAGGACGUCCGCAAGGCCUACUUGGCUCGCAUCGCCGAGGUCGACCAACGGGUGGCCAAGAAGGCCGACAAGGAGCAGGUUGACCAGCAGGGCCGUGAUGUUGCGUCUCUGUGCCCGCUUAUUGGCAAGGUUAUGGAAGACGCCUUGAGCCUUCAGACACGGUUCGACGGCUUGUCCGAGAAGGUUGACCUGGUCGAGGGCUCUCAAGGCGCCAUGAAGACAGCCAUCGACGCCAACACCCGGGCCGACCUGGAGCUGCGAGGCCGUGUCCACGUUCUGGAGAACCCACUUCCCGUCGAGCAGGUCAACAUCGCUGACCUCGGAGCCGCCGCAACUACCACCCCCGCCUCCGAGCAGCCCCAAGCGAAGACUGGUGGCUGUGAUCCCAAGGAGGUGAGCGACCUGACUGCCAAGACCGAUGGCCACGACCAGCGAAUCGAGCGCCUGGAGACCGCAAUGGGUGACGUCGUCCCAAAGAUGGAGAACGCCUCCCCCUGGUUCGAUUGGGCCGGAAGCGAGCUCGAGACACACGCUCACUACUUCGAAGAACACAAAGACAUUCCGGAAAAGGUCAAGGAGAUCGAGGCCGCCCACGAGCGACAACGCCAGAUCUUGGAUGAGGCUCUGGCCAAGCAAAAGGAGUCUUUCGAGGAGCAGCUGAGGCAGCAAAAGGAGGCGUCGGACAAAGAGAAGCAGGACCUCCAGGAGGCCAUGAAGGAGCAGAUGAGGCUCAGCGAGGCAUCCAUCCGAAAGGAGUACGACGAGCGCAUUGCCUCGAAGGACAAGGAGUUUGCCGAGCGCUUUGCGAAGGCCGACGCAGCGAAGAAGGAGCAGGAUGAGCGCCACAGCCAGCUGGAGGACGUGGUCAACGGUAUGUUUGCCAUGAUGCAAGGCCAGAACCCCACCCAGCAGUUUCCCGCACCCGUCCAAGGCCAGCAACAACAGCCUCAGGCUCCUCAACCGCAACCCACUCCGGCGCCGCAAGGAAAUGGACCUUGGACAGUCACUCCGACCCCGCCUAACCAGGACCCGCAGCCCGUCCCGAGACCUGAUGUGAACAUGGGAGGAAUAGCCGAGCUGGAUGAUGAGAUGAAGGACGCGGAUCCGGAGCCUCAGCAGCAGCCAUUCUCCCAGCCCCCUCGCCAACCGUCUCAGCCCAACUUUGCGAUGCAGGAUGACACACCCAUGACCUCUGGUGAGCCAGUGAUCCCGAACAACAACGGAAACCUGGGCUUCGGAUCAAAGCCACAGCCGAUGGGAAGCAACCAGCCCUUCGCUGGCACCGGUCCUGCGCAGCCACCUUUCCAGGCGCCGACCCCUACAGCUGCUCCCGUCGCCACUGGUACCGGCUCAUCGCACUUCGGAUCCUCCGCCGGUGGUCCCAUGAUUCCCACCGGGCAACAGGGGCUCCCGAAUCCCACGGCGACUCCUGCCAAGGCACCUGCUCCGAGCAAGUUCGGCUUCGGCGGCCCUCCUCCGGCUGUCAACAAGCCGCAGAUCAACUGGUCAGCCUCGGCGGGAAGUCUCAACUUCGACCCUCCGGCUGGUAUGGACAUCGACGACGACGAUGUGAAGCCAUCGGCGCCGAAGCCUAAGCAGCCUCUGGUGAACGCUCCCCCGGCUACUCCCUGGACUGGUCAGCCUGCUGCUAACAACGCACCGUCGGCUAAUGCUGGUGGCUCUGAUACCGUCAUGACCAAUGGUCCAUCCACACCGGCUAAUCCCGCCUCCACCAAGCCUUUCGCUCCCAAGCCGGCCAAGAAGAAGGCCGACCCCAUGGUCCAGCGCAAGCCAGGCGCGACCCCGAGCAAGCCCACGGAGACCACCAACAAGACUCAAACGACCAAGACCAAGAUGGCUUCACUCGCCGAGAAGAAGCGGGCUGCUUUCGCCGCGAACUACGGCUCCACUCCGGCCCCAAAGACGAUUGUGGAGAAGACCGCCUUGCCUUCCGAGGAGCCUUCUGAGUCGAACAUCCCCGGGCUCAAUGGCGCUGUGAACACCUCUCCAUUUGCUUUGAAGCCGAAGGCUCCGGCUCCGGCUCCCAAGCCUGUUGCCCCUACGUCUCCGAUGUACAACCCUACCUCUCCGGCUUCUAACCACGCGGCUUCGGCUCCCAAGCUUACUACCUCUCCACUCGCCAACCCUGCUGCCACCUCUGACACCAUUGAGUCAGCCACAACGACUAACGUCUUCUCGAAGGAGGUCGAGAAGCCGGUCGAGCAGCCAUCGGAGGACAACGGCAACUCUGCUCCCGAGCAGGCGAAAGGUGAAGCUGGCGGCAACGCUGAUGACAUCCAGAUGUCUGGAGAUGAGACCAAGCCCGAGGCCACCGAGCCACUCAAGUACGAGACUGAUGUCAACCCUCGAAAGCACUCGGCUGACGUCCAAAUCACCCCACAUGACGCUGGCAAGAUUCACAGGCGAGAGUCUCAAGAGGACGCCAAGGCGCGCAAGCCCGAGGAUGGUGCGAAGGCUCCCCAGGGAGAGUCCCACGAUGAUUCCAUGGACGACAAACAGGAGUCUCAGGUCAAUGACGCCAUGGAAACCGACCGUCCCAUGGCGAAGCCCAAGGGCAAGGCCAGCAAGUUGACUGCGGCCCAGAUCAAGCGCCAGAAGGACGACUUCAAUGAGCAAUCCGCCUGGGAUGAAAUGGACAAGGCCUUUGAGCACAAGAAUGCCCAAGCGCUCAAGGCCGCCGAGGCCACCGCCGACGAUGAGGUGGACUACGCCGACCCGAACGACAUCAACGACGAGGAUGUCCACAUCACGACGAUGGUCCCUCCUACGCCCAGCAUGAGGCCUACCCAGUACACAGUCAACUUCUUCCACGACUGGAAAGCCCACUACCUCUCAGAUAACAACCUCACAAUUCAGGCGGCCGUGCUUGGUACCGUGAGAAGCGACGAGGUCGCCCACUUCAUCAAGAUAGUGAGGGAGCAGGACGUGGCGCGCAACCUGGACUUCCUGUUCGAGCAGGCUAAGAUCCCGAAUGGCAAGCGAGCCUACAGCAAGUCCGAGAUGGUGAGGCUGUUGAGCGCGUUCCGCGAGGAGGUGUUCAUCCAGGCCAUCAUUAUCAUGGACCUCGAUGACCUCGACCGCGGAUUCAAACAGACGCGCGGCAUGUUCAUGGUUGACAUGGCCAACUGGUUCCAACACCACAAGCCAGAUGCCGCCUAG
Diaporthe citri is the source of this 3819-nucleotide messenger RNA. RefSeq lists its product as uncharacterized. The coding region runs from base 1 to 3819 and encodes 1272 amino acids. The record is from RefSeq and is a predicted model, not a curated record. NCBI's taxonomy places the organism in Eukaryota, Fungi, Ascomycota, Sordariomycetes, Diaporthales, Diaporthaceae. The transcript has 3 exons.